GCAGCGGGCGGGCGGCGGCGCUGGCAGUGCAGCGACGGCGGCGGUGGAGUAGUGUGGUGCCGCGCGCAGGAUCUGCUUACCCGAACUUUCCGUGCUAUCUCGAUUCGCGCCACGUGAGCUGUAUGAGAUUUGUGCGUGAUUGUGACAAACUUUAAAAAUAGUCGUAAAUGCAAAGGACGACGCCGGGAUCCCCAGUUUCAGGUGAAUCCCUAGAGAAGAAGUGGGAAGUAAUUACUAUUCACUAUCUCGACCGGCAUAUUGAAGACAUUCGACUGGGUGGGUGUGGCACGCAAGAAUGCUUGGCGAACUGUACUGUGAUGUAAAGAUGGCGCGUGUGUGGUGAGGGCGUGCGGGGCGGGCGCGCGCGAUGCCGCUCGGCGCGCGUGGCCGAUAUGAACGGCACGGCUCUGGAGUGCGGGACGGAUGCAGGCGUGCCCGCCGCCGACAAGGUGUUCCGUUUCGUGGUGCAUGGCGUGUUGCUGAACGCGAUCGGCGCCGCUGGACUGCUGGGCAACGCCCUCGCCGUGCUCGUGCUGUCGCGCCCGCAGAUGCGCUCUUCGGUCAACUGCCUGCUGGUGGGGCUCGCCGCCUGCGAUACCGCGCUUAUCCUCACAUCGGUGCUGCUUUUCGGCGUCACGGCGAUCUAUCCGUACACGGGCGCCUUGCGAUACUACUACUACCAUGUGUGUCCACUGAUCACGCCCUACGUCUACCCGCUGGCCAACGUUGCGCAGACGAUGUCGGUGUACCUGACGCUAAUAGUGACCGUGGAGCGCUGGGUGGCUGUGUGCCACCCGUUCCGCGCGAAAGCGCUUUGCACGUCGUCGCGCGCCCGCUGGUACGUCUUCGGCACAGCGGCCUUCGCCUUCGUCUACAACACGCCCAAGUUCUUCGAAGCAGAAGUGAUAACCGUCGGCGACUCCGCGACUGGGGAGAUCAUCUACUGCGUACAGGCCGACCUCGACUUCCGAACCGAUAGAUACGUCAUAGUUUACAUACACUGGAUGUAUUUAGUCGUCAUGUACAUAGUCCCGUUCUCCGCGUUGGCGGCGCUCAACGCGUGCAUUGUGCGGCAGGUGCGGCGUGCGCAGGCAGAGCGCGCUCGGUUGUCGCGCGUCCAACGCCGCGAGCUUGGCCUCGCCACCAUGCUGCUGGUCGUUGUGCUCGUUUUCUUCCUCUGUAACAUACUUCCUCUGGUCACCAAUGCCUCCGAGGUGUUUCUUGGCGACGAGUUCGAUAAUCUCGAUCCUUUGGUGAAAACUAGCAAUCUUCUUGUAACAAUAAACAGUAGCGUAAAUUUCGUUAUAUACGUCAUUUUCGGGGAGAAGUUCAAACGCGUGUUCCUAAAGUUGUUUUGCGCCGGGCGCAUCCGCGCGCGUAGCGCACGCGACUCUCCGGAGAACACGCGCGACGACUCCAUAGCGUCGUGCGGCGAGCGUAUGUCUCUGCGCAUGUCAGCGCGCAACGGCACGCUGCGGCGCUCAGAGCGCGCGGGACGAUCGCGGCCGCGGCGGUCCUCGCCCGCUCCCGCCGUCUACUACCCCGCGCCGCUGCGCUCCGAGCUUCUCACCGAGCUGACGGACGCGCCUGCCUCGCCACCCUCGCCACCGUCGCCCGGGCCCUGGAACGGUCACACGCGCCCGCCCUGACGCCGGCGUAGUUAAGUGCGAUGCCCGAGUUAAAACGCACUGUUCGCUGCUGCGCCAACCCAGUGGCGAAAGGGCGCAAUGUAACACGCAGUGUAGUGGCCGAGUGUUUGGUGGACACAUCUAGUGUAUAAAACUUUUAGAAUAAAUUAUUGAAAUUAGUCAGUGAUCGAUUGCAAAUGUAGCAGAGGUUCAGUGUACGGACGUGUAAGAGACAUGAAUGCAAGCGACGCAACAUGCGUUGGAAUAAAUUAAUAUUAAUUAAAGUGUUUGUGUAAAUACUAGAAUAUUAAGUUAAACAUUUAUUGAAUUUUAUGAA
Molecule: messenger RNA, 1965 nt
Organism: Papilio xuthus (Asian swallowtail)
Lineage: Eukaryota; Metazoa; Arthropoda; Insecta; Lepidoptera; Papilionidae
Gene: FMRFaR
Product: FMRFamide receptor
Exons: 3
Coding region: 393-1649 (418 amino acids)
Biological process (GO): G protein-coupled receptor signaling pathway
Cellular component (GO): membrane
Molecular function (GO): G protein-coupled receptor activity
Source: RefSeq, a predicted model, not a curated record